Molecule: messenger RNA, 4281 nt
Organism: Aspergillus glaucus CBS 516.65
Lineage: Eukaryota; Fungi; Ascomycota; Eurotiomycetes; Eurotiales; Aspergillaceae
Product: putative sensor histidine kinase/response regulator
Exons: 4
Coding region: 219-4019 (1266 amino acids)
Biological process (GO): phosphorelay signal transduction system; protein autophosphorylation
Molecular function (GO): histidine phosphotransfer kinase activity; phosphorelay sensor kinase activity
Source: RefSeq, a predicted model, not a curated record
GUACCUUUCUUUCCAUUUACAUCCAUUUUGCCCCAUCGAUUGCUGAGUUUUAUCUGGUUAAAUAUUUUGUCAUCGCUUGAUUUUUCCUACAUUCUUACCCCUCAAAACAUACCCCUUCCAACCACGGGUGCACCACGACUCUUACACUUACGCCUACUACGGUGCACCACGUAUAUGACCUUUAGACCAGUUCAUUAACACUCGACUGGUCUUCCAUCAUGGACCCUUCACCGCGCUCGCAAAACGACCACCACAUCGGCCGCCGAGUCCGCGAACUUUACCGCUACUUCCAACCAGAACCAUCCCCUCAACCCACCCUUAUUUCGUCGUAUUUCGAUUCCUGGGCGGCCGGUGAAUCAUCAGUUAGCGACAAUGCCACUGUUCCCGCUGUUUCGACCGCUUCUGUGUCGACGCCGGAUCCCGCGGCGAGUCUCUGCACGGGACCUCCAUCCGGGGAGGGAUUGGUGCUGGGCAACUCUAACCGGACGUUGAGUUCGUUUGCGCAAUUGGCGGCGAUGCGCUUGGGUGUGCAGCGGGCUUUGAUUAGUGUAUCGGAUCGCGACUCGCAACACAUCCUAGCAAACUCUACACAAUCACCCAUCGACUCCGGACAAACAGAUGGUUGGUCCGGUUUAUCAACAUUCAACCACACCUGGAGCAUCUGCAAGCAUGGCCCCGUCAAGGCGACUGUUGCACUUCCGCCUUCGACGCGGAACCCACCGCAGUAUCGAUAUCUAGUUGUUGAUGACAUGAGCAAAGACGAUCGCUACGCAUCGCUUCCGUUUGUGCAGGGCGAGCCUGGUUUUCGGUUCUACGCGGGGACGCCGUUGACGACGGAGACGAAUAUCAACAUUGGGUGCUUUUUUGUGCUGGAUACGCAGCCACGGAGUGGAUUGACGGAUGCGGAGAAGGAGACGCUGGGGUCACUGGGGAUGAUCAUUAUGGAUUAUUUGAAAAUUAGUCGCCAGGCACAUGAAGGACGGCGCGCGACGAGAUUGUCGCGUGGUCUGAGUUGUUUUGUUGAAGGCGGUCGCAGUCUGACUGAAGACGUACAUCCCUCGUACAUGGGUAGUCCUGGCUACUCGAAUGACAACUCCAGCCGAUUAGGUGACUCCUUGGACAGCGGCGGUCCUCCCUCCAGACGCUCACACAGCUCCGACACCCGCUCAAUCAGCUCCGAAUCCGAAAGCAAGGCCGACUCCUUGCCCUCCGAAUGGGGGUCCAGCCACCGCAAAGGCACCCCCUUGGACGAAACCCAGGACACCUCAUGGCCCUUCAAGCGCGCCGCGAACAUCCUCCGCGAAAGUCUGGAACUAGGCGGAGACGGCGGCGUGAUUCUCCUCGAGGCCGGCAACAACCCCACGCUAGAUUCAGAGUCUGGAAGCGACAGUGCAGGCGAGACAAGCAAUCCAGCGCCCACAUUAGCAAUCUCGACACUUGAGGACCCGUUUGGCCCGAGCAUGGAGUCCAAGGUUACUUGUCCAACCAUGAACCUCGACCGCGGCUUCCUCCUCCGCCUCUUCCGCCGCUACAGCAAAGGCCGCCUCUGGGGCUUCCACCGCGACGGCAUGCUCUCUAGCUCGGACGACGACGAUGCCGACGAACCACGCCUCAGCCGCUCGCGCUCCCAAAAAUCCAAAACCGGCGACCUACCCCUCCCCCGAAGCGGCAAGGGUAAAUGGAAAGCCAUGGAAAACAAGCUCCUCAACCAAUACUUUCCCAACGCCUGCCAAGUGCUCUUCGUGCCGCAGUGGAAUGCAGGUAACUCGCAAUGGUUUUCUGGCUGCUUUUGCUGGACUACCGUUGAGACGCGGGUGUUUAGUCCGAGCGUGGAGUUGAGUAGUGUGCUGGGGUUUGGGUCGUCGAUUAUGGCGGAUUAUAGUCGCAUUCAGUCAUUGAUUUCGGAUCGGCAGAAGGGGGAUUUUAUCGGGAGCAUCUCUCAUGAGCUGCGCAGCCCGCUUCAUGGGAUUCUUGCGGCAGCAGAGUUUCUUCAGGGGACGCAACUUGAUGAAUUUCAGGGUUCUUUGCUGGAGACUGUCAACGCGUGCGGCCGCACCCUGCUCGAUACAAUGAACCAAGUCCUCGACUUUAGCAAGAUCGUCUCGCUGGAGCGCACAUGGCGCAACAUUAAGCGACACAAGGCGUCACCACUGGAAGUCCGGGGUAUGGAGAAGGUACAUCUGGACUCCUACGUAUCCACAGAUCUCGCCGUGCUGGCUGAAGAAGUUGUUGAAGGCGUCUGCCUGGGCCAUUCAUACGGACAGAGAGCUACCGCUUCAGCUGAGCAGCCUGUCAUACUACCACAUAAUACCGCGCGGGGCCGGUCACAUUCCCAAUCACAAAGCGAUCCGAGUAAGCGGACAGAUGUGGAGGUUAUGAUGGACAUUGUGCAUAACGACUGGGUCUACCGCACGCAGCCUGGUGCGUUACGGCGCAUUCUCAUGAAUAUUCUCGGCAAUGCUAUGAAAUACACCGACUUUGGCCGUGUCUCGGUUCGGUUGGAGGUUACUGAGGCGUCGUCUGAAUCUCGUCUGCGACGGGGUAAUGCAGGCGAUGCUGAGGAUCUGGUAACCCUGACCGUGUCUGAUACAGGCCGGGGUAUCUCGGAGGAGUUCAUGCGUGCGCGGCUGUACACCCCGUUUGCGCAGGAGGAUUCACUCGCCGUGGGAACCGGACUAGGCAUGUCGAUUGUGCGAAGUCUCGUCAGGGCUCUGAACGGAAGUUUAAAUACCUACAGCCGUCCAGACGAGGGGACAAUGGUCAAGGUGACACUACCACUUCAACGACCACAGCCAGAAAAAGAAGAUGAACCCGAGUCCCCGGCUCCGCAGCCCAGCCAUAAAGACGCGCUCGGCCAAGCCCGUCGCCUUCGCGACUCUUUUGCCGGCCGCCGCGUGUCAAUCCUCGGCGUCGACUCGGUCACCGCUGCACAACACCCCGUCUGGUCUAUCAUCGCGCACUACGUGACAGAAUGGUACGGUCUCGAGCUUGUCUCGUGGCCGCCAACCACCUCCACGUUUGUCGAUCUGGUAUUGGCAGACGAACAAAUGCUUGCCGUCGAGCAGGAUAGCGGCUUCACGACGAGGGUUCCAGCACUGCUAGUCUUGUGCAAUAAAUCCGACUACGGCACUGCGAAAACAAAAUGGACACACCUCGCGCACUCCGUCGAAAUGAUACCCCAGCCGUCAGGCCCACAUAAACUCGCCCGCCUCAUCCGCAAGUCCCUCGACAGUAUCCCAGACACAACACAACGCCAGAUGUCUAUCGUCCUCCCGAACCGCACCAUAUCACAAGAUACAAUCUCCUCGCAGGGCAGCGCGGCCUCACUAUAUGUUAAACGGAUCGACCUCACCGGCGUAAACCUCGACUUCACAUCACCCCCGGAGCUAACAGAUAGUUCCUCGGGCGGAAGCACAUCUUCCAAAUCCCCCGAAUCAGAGUCUGAGCCGCCAAUACCAUAUACCACGACCACGGGUCUUCUCCCGUUGUCUUCGCCAUACGUCGAGAAAGAUGAGCAGUUGCCUACUGAGCCGCACUCACCGACUACGACUGUCACGGAACUGCCCCAUAUUGAGAUUGAGGGCGAGCCUGAUGUUGAGGCCGAGGUUCAGGCUAAGGCUAGGGUGUUGGUUGUGGACGAUAACUCCAUCAAUUUGAAAUUGAUGAUGACAUUCAUGAAAAAGCGUGAUCUGCUCGCCCUCGACGCAGCGGAGAACGGUAAAAUUGCUGUCGACGCUGUUGAGCGGAUGCAGGGCUAUGAUCUUAUUUUCCUUGACAUGUCAAUGCCCGUAAUGGACGGCUUCGAAGCAGCGCGCACAAUCCGGUCAUUGGAAAAAGAGCAUCGCACCUGGCGCCGCGCAACUAUCAUCGCGUUAACAGGACUUAGCAGUCCGCGCGAUGAAGCUGAUGCGUUGACCUCUGGUGUUGAUUUAUUCCUCACGAAACCCGUUAGCUUCAAGAAUGUGGCGGGGUUGGUGGAUGAGUGGGAGGAGAAACGCAGGGGUAUUGUUGAAACAUGAUUUGAUUUGAUUUGAUUUAGUUCUACUUUUUUUUUUUCUUGGUUUGGUUUAUUAAGCGGGAUAUCCAUAUAGAUUUUGGGAUUGUUAGCGAUUGGUUUUGGCUAUGGCGUUUCGGUUCUUUUGCAUAACACUUACGAGUUACGAGUAGUUUGGUUUUGGGGAUGGAUGGAUACUCUGUACACGAACGAGAUGAGCAGGAAUGUUCUAUUGCAACAUCUACUGUUUAUAUACGUGCAAUUGAUGAAGUUUCUGCCACACACUG